AUGUCCAAGUCCGUCAAUGUUGCCAUCAUUGGUUCUGGUGUUGUUGGUUCUGCCUUCAUUAGUCAAUUAAAUGGAUUGAAAACAGCUAUCAAGUACAACGUAGUAUACUUAGCCAAAACGUCUCUGGAAGCUCUCUAUUCUUCUGACUACCAGUCUGUCGAUUUGAGUUCCUACAAGACUUCUGCUACUAAACCUACCUUGGGAUUAGACGAAUUGCUCAAGUUCUUGCAAGGAGCCAAGAAAGCAACCAUCUUGGUGGAUAACACAUCUAAUGCCUCUAUUGCUGACUACUAUCCUACUUUCAUAAAGGCAGGGAUCUCUAUUGCUACACCUAACAAAAAGGCCUUCUCUUCUGAUCUUAAGACUUGGAACGAGAUUUUCGCCAAUUCUGCAGUUCCUGGAGCAGGUUUGGUAGCCCACGAAGCUACUGUUGGUGCUGGUUUGCCUAUUAUUGGUCCUUUGAGAGACUUGAUCACCACUGGAGACAAAGUCGACAAGAUCGAAGGUAUUUUCUCGGGAACUCUUUCAUACAUUUUCAACGAGUUCUCAACCACCGAAAAAUCAGAUGUCAAAUUUUCAGACGUGGUCAAGGUUGCUAAGAAAUUGGGUUACACUGAGCCAGACCCUAGAGAUGACUUGAACGGUUUGGAUGUCGCCAGAAAGGUGACUAUCUUGGCCAGAAUUUCGGGCUUUGAAGUCGAGUCGCCAACUUCGUUCCCAGUAGAAUCAUUGAUUCCAAAGGAAUUGGAAGGCAUUGAAAGUGCUGCUGAGUUCUUGGAAAAGUUGCCUAACUAUGAUGCCGAUAUCCAAAAGAUCAAGGACGAAGCCUUUGCAGAAAACAAGACAUUGAGAUUCGUAGGACAAGUAGAUUUCAAGGCCAACAAGGUUUCGGUUGGUAUUGGCAAAUACCCAUUCGACCACCCAUUCUCUGCUUUGAAGGGCUCUGAUAACGUCAUUUCCAUCAAGACGGAAAGAUAUCCAAACCCAUUGAUCGUUCAAGGCGCUGGUGCCGGUUCUGAAGUCACUGCACACGGUGUUUUAGCCGAUACAAUCAAGAUUGCUGAGAGAAUCGCGAACUAA
Molecule: messenger RNA, 1080 nt
Organism: Scheffersomyces stipitis CBS 6054
Lineage: Eukaryota; Fungi; Ascomycota; Pichiomycetes; Serinales; Debaryomycetaceae
Gene: HOM6
Product: homoserine dehydrogenase
Exons: 1
Coding region: 1-1080 (359 amino acids)
Biological process (GO): aspartate family amino acid biosynthetic process; L-homoserine biosynthetic process
Molecular function (GO): homoserine dehydrogenase activity; aspartate kinase activity; NADP binding
Source: RefSeq, a predicted model, not a curated record